[Torrubiella] hemipterigena is the source of this 3365-nucleotide messenger RNA. The record is from the annotation of a GenBank genome assembly. Lineage: Eukaryota; Fungi; Ascomycota; Sordariomycetes; Hypocreales; Clavicipitaceae.
UCAUUUCUAUUUUAUUCGCCCUGGCCGCACUCCAACUCUCCUCCCUCCCAGCCUUGCAAAGCCUUACGGAUCGCUCGGGCGUUUCUUUUCCCAGUUCUUCAGUGGACCCGCCACCCACUGUACGUAUUUUUAGCGGCACUUGCGGGCCCCUUUUACGCCCAGCAGCAGUGACUUACAGCGCUAGCGCCGCUAAACUACUUGUACGCAUUCGGUGCGAGAGAGAGCCUUGCUAGAGAAAAACACACGCACACACACAAAAGUCUACACACACGCACCUGCCCGUCCGUUCCGUCCCCUGGCGCACAGAGCUGAGAUUUCUUUUCUUCUCUUCACCAACACUCUCUUAAACCACGACUCCCUGACCUUUUCUUCUCUUUUCUUUUCUUUUACAACCAAUUCGCUUCCAUACCAUCCUAUAAUACCGUCCCUCGAUCUCUACAGCUUCCCACGCCUUGCAUUCGUCGACGUCAUCACCUUUCCAAAACAGGCAAUGCUAUCCAAGCCCGUUUCUGCUGCCAAGUCCGCCUCGUUUGGCCUUUAAGGCACCGAAACAUCCAGCCUUACAGAUUCGACAUAUAAAACCUCGACUAAUUUUUCACAUUGCGCACGGCAACAGUAAUGAGUAUCAGCAUCGAUACCGUGGCGGCCAAGGGCUACCGUCGCCCGGCUUCUCCGGAUCAAGAUGAUAUCGACGACGGCGACAGCAUUCUCUCCACGCACGACGAUGUCCAGGCUGUAAUGCAGCCGGCAUUGAGUCCCGUUGCGAGUCGAUAUACAUCCCUUCGCACACCGGCUGUCGAAAAGGCAGCUGUUAUCAAGAGUGGUGGCCCAAGAGGGUACUUUGACUUGGGCAUUGACGACUCUCCUCCUAGCCGCAGCGAUUCAACCCCGCUUACUGUUCGCUCUCCUAGUCAACAACCAAAAACAAGCUCUCCAGCACACGCAGCAACAUGGACGAGCAGUGGAAAGAGCCCAGAAUCCAAAGACACGAGAACACGAACCACAAGGACCGUCCUUGGUGUCGCUCUGGGUCCUUCUCGCAAUCGCUCACGCUCUGCCGGCCAUGAGGCGCUUAAGAAGCUGCAAAAGGCUUUUCCAUCACUCAACAUGUCAUCAAACUUUCUACCGUCGCUUCCCAACGCCCUUCGCUUCAAUGACUCGAAACCUAGUCCACCAAAGUCUCCCCCGCGAUCUAGAAAAGCUUCAGACCCUCCACAAGCUGCCCCGCCUACACGGUCUCCGCCAUCAACGCUCCUCGACUCAGCACGUUUACCUAUACACGACCACAUCCUCCUACCUAAUGAUACAAUUACUGACCUACCGCCGAGACCGUCAACCUCUUGUGCCCCUGGCCUUCGUCCGAAAGCUCUUCGAAGAGUUACUUCUGACGAGAGCAUGCUGUACCAUAGCCUAUCGCGGACGUCAUCACUCGGUGACGACGCCAGGUUCCAGGACGUCCGCGACAUGGUGAAUAUCCGCCUCAUAGCAAUACGCGACAGCUUACCGGAUGUCCCCUCUUUCAAGAUGCCAACGCUUCCAAGUUUCCAGGAAUUGUCAAAACGAUCAAGUUUGUCGCUCAACAACAUCUUCUCAUCAGAUCCUGUAUCCGACUCCCCGCCCGCCAGGGAUCUCAACGGCCACGAUUCACCCCCCGAAGUUUCAGACGAGCCAUCAGAUAUACUCGAUAGGGUCCUGCAAGAUCUGACGGGUGAUAUUGUAAUUUUGGGUGGAUAUCGUGGAUCAAUUCUCCGUUCCGCAGAGCCGCCUCAUCACCAGCUUUGGGCUCCCUUCAAACUCGGGCUUAACAUGCGCAAGGCGAAUCUCGAAGUCGGUCUCGAAGAUGAAGACGAGGAAAACAUGCCCCAGACCAUCAUCCCGUCGGGCAUGCUCAAGAACAUUGGUCCUAUUGACAUCUCGCGCAAAUUCUUCAAGAAGCUGCGAUCCUGCGAAAACGCAAAGGCCGGCAAGCUGCGCGUCUGGGACUUUGGCUACGACUGGAGACUCAGCCCUGCCCGUUUGUCUCAGGCUCUGCAAGACUUCCUUGCGAAGCUACCGUCCAACCAGCCCGGCGUCUCCCCCGAUGCCAAAGGUGCCAUUGUUGUUGCUCAUUCGCUUGGCGGCCUGAUCACGAGGCACGCAGUAAACCAGCGUCCUGGGCUCUUUGCCGGUGUCUUGUACGCGGGCGUGCCCCAAGGCUGCAUCAACAUCCUCGGUCCUCUGCGCAACGGCGACCCGGUACUUUUUAACGAGAAAUUGCUCACUGCCAAAGUCAACUUUUCUAUCCGCACGUCCUUCCUCCUCCUCCCAGACACGGGGCUCUGCUUCGUCGACCAAAACACUGGCGAAGACUACCCCAUCGACUUCUUCAACCCGGAUGACUGGGUCAAGAGCCGUCUAAGCCCUUGCGUCGCGGAUGUCUUGCCGCCCUACAACAAGCCCUCGCAGACUACAUCGCCCCUAACAUCGCUCUUCCCAAACACUUUCCUGCGGUCCCGAUCCGCCAGCAAGAGCGAGCACAAGACGGCCAAUGGCUACGCUGCUGCCGCGGACACUACGACCCCAGAUGUAAAUGCCGUUGCUGCUGAGACAACAAAUGGCACCUCUACCACUACCGCUGACCAGGCUGCACCGCUUUCUGACCCUGAGCAGCGCCGCAACUACGAGUACCUGGCCAAGACGCUGGCCGCUACCAAGCUCUUCCGAUCACAGCUUGCACAUAGCUCUGAGCACGAGUCGAAAAACGCAUACCCGCCUCUAGCACUCAUCUACGGCAAGGAUAUUCCUACGGUCUUUGCUGUCCGCGUGCAGAACCGCGAGGCGAUUGCCCACUCUGACUGCUACGACGACCUCAUCUUCCGCUCUGGCGACGGCGUCGUCCUCGCUAAGGAGGCCAUGCUGCCGGACGGUUACGCUGCCGUCCGCGGUGGUCGCGUGAGCUCCGAGCGCGGCCACAUUACCCUGCUGGGAGACUUCCCCGCUCUGGGAAAGGCCCUCGAAGCGCUUCUCAGAGGUAGGAGAAAGGGUAUCGGGCUGGGCAUCGACGCUCUACGAUCUUGAACAUGCCGUAUUGACUGACUCUCUUGUCAUGGUGCCCCUUUUCGUGCCUUUAUCCCUCUCUUUGGCCAAAAUGAUAAAAUUACAUAUAUGAUGGAUUUUAGACGCUAGCGUCAGCACAGACCUUGUCUGCAUUUGAUUUGUCUUCUUUUUUUGUUGAUUUUUAUACUCUAGCCAUCACACGAUAACCACUGUUUUGCUUUCAUACCGGCGUUCUUUAGAGGGUAUAUGCAAUAUUAUUCAUCAAGUAUUAAGUAGUGUUCUAUCUAUUUUUAUCAUUAUGUCGUAGAGCAAAUAUACAAAGUCAUAUC